AAAGAAGGGAGAGAGAAUGUGGUGAUUUCAAUUCAAAAUCCCAUUCCCUUUUCCUUACCAAAAUUCAUUGGCUGAAAUUAGGGUUUUAGAAAGCCAUGAGAGGUUCGCGCAGAGGCAAAGGUGUAGAACAACUCCGAGCUGUCAAGAAGGAACGACUAACUAAAACCGCCGACCAUGGCCAUGGCCAUGGCCAUGGCCAUGACCAUGACCGUGACCGUGACCGUGACCAUGACCGUGACCGUGACCGUGACCAUGACCAUGACCAUGACCAUAAUCACGAGCAUGAGCAUGAAAAACAGGACCACGCCAGUCGCAGGGUCAUACGCUCCCAGUUUCUCAAACUCAAGACCCUUAUUAAUGAGAAAAAAGAUGAUUUGGUGACGGCGGAUUCCGACAAUUUCGAUAACAUAUUGAAUGAAUUCGACAAGUUACAUGAGCAAGUUGAGAAGCCGAGAGAGCAGGUUGCAGAUGCUGAGGCACUGCUGGAUUUGACUCGCACUUUGGUUGGAUCUGUUAGAUCUCUGGUGAAUGAGAAUGUUACACCUUCUCAAUUUGUUGGCUCUUUGCUCAAACACUAUGCCCAAGACUCUUCGCUAAAUUCAAUCAACUGGAAAAAACUUGACCUUGCUGUAUCCCCCUUUUUUCUCAAGGUUCAUGGCUGUUCUACCAUGCUUGGUCCCAUGCAAAAUGAGUUGAAGCAACGGAAGACAGGAGUACACAGAAAACGAGAUCCUUUCCCAACUGCAACGGCUAGGCCUGAACAGCUUGAUGAUACCGGAGGAGAGGGAAAAACUGAUACUGACAACAACAUGUUGACGAUGUUUGGCAUCUUAAGGAGAAUGAAACGUGUCCGACUUGAAAGCCUAAUUUUGAACAGAACAUCUUUUGCUCAGACGGUGGAAAACUUGUUUUCCUUAUCAUUCUUAGUGAAAGAUGGUCGUGCUGAGAUCAGUCUGGAUGAAAACGGUUCACACUAUGUUUCACCGAAAAAUGCUCCAGCUGCAAACUCAGUAAUGUCAAAAGAAGUUUCUUACACUCAUUUCGUGUUCAGAUAUGAUUACCAAGAUUGGAAGUUAAUGAAGGAUAUGGUGCCUGAUGGCCACGAGCUAAUGCCAAAUAGGAUUCAAUAUUGCACUGUGGUUGACUCCAAGGCUGAGAUGGGUGGUGACAAUUCCCAACCAGCUUUGGCUGUAACCCCUAUAAGGAAGCUAUCGCGGAAUCGAGGGCUCAUUGUGCAGGAGGAAGGUGUUGUAGAAGAAUCUCCUCAAUGUGAUGAGGAAAAUGCUGGCAGAGCAGCUGCAAUCCGUAGGUGUAAGCGUAAGCUUCAUUAAGAAAUAGCAUAUUAGGUACCAGAUCAACUUAUGGCGUACAUGGUUAUGUUUUGUUCAACAUAGAGCAAACUGAGUUUUGGUAAUGUGCAUAGGAUGUAAAUAUUUCUAGAUCCGUGGUAGUAUUGAAGGCUGGCUUUAUUAUUCUAGUGCCUAUGUCCAUGUUACAUCUUCCUUUCCUCUCUUUUUUGGCUUUUUCCUCGACGGAUCCUUAUUGGGAGAUUUUCAUUGCUUGUAAGUAUGUCGUUAUAUUAGUGAAAUGCGAUACAGAAUAGGUCCAGCAAUUGGUGAUCGGGUUGAGUAUGGCUAUGUUGAUAUUUUUUUGCUAGAGAUAGUUGAUUUGGGAAAUUCUUUUUAUUUCAACUGCUAAAUGAUUCAUACGCCUCAGGAUGGGUGUGU
This is a messenger RNA of Gastrolobium bilobum, 1727 nucleotides long. Its product is annotated as non-structural maintenance of chromosomes element 4 homolog A-like. The transcript has 7 exons. The coding region runs from base 96 to 1331 and encodes 411 amino acids. The record is from RefSeq and is a predicted model, not a curated record. Gene Ontology annotation, biological process: DNA repair. Gene Ontology annotation, cellular component: nucleus; Smc5-Smc6 complex. NCBI's taxonomy places the organism in Eukaryota, Viridiplantae, Streptophyta, Magnoliopsida, Fabales, Fabaceae.